CCACGCCCUCUCAUCCCACUUCCAUCCCAAUUCUCCCUCCCUCCUCUCGCCUCUUCCUCUCGCUUCCCACGCUGCUGCUGUAAUCGACAUUGUGAUUGCGUUGCGAGCGAGGGAGUGAGUUAGAGAGUGAGUGAAGAAUCUUGUGUUUUUGUUCGAGGUCCACUGGAUUCAGUUCUACUCGGAAGCAGUGAAUUUGUCAUAGAAUAGAAUCCUGGGAACCAUCCCUCACCCUGGGCUGUUGCCAUUCUGCCUCGCCAAUGCUACCUGCAGUUUCGGUCUCCGCCAUCUCGUUAUUUUUUCACUGUUGGCGCUGCGAAGCGGCUCAGCGGAUUCUGCGCUAGUGGGUUGUGUAUAGUGAGUGAUCUGUGCAAGGGUCGUAUCAGCAACUUGUAGUGCGCUUGUUGCGGGAUUGCGGCUACUGGAUGCUUUAGGAGGUGACGUCGUGUUGAGGACUCCUUUGGUCGACGUGCAAUGGUCAUUUUGCGGAUUUCCUGUGUCGUGAGCUCGGGAUAUUUUGUUUACCAGCUUCGACAAUAGCUGUUUAAUUGAGAACGUGACCUUGCACAAAUAUCUUGGUUUUCAGUGAGUUUUGGUGCACGAUGAUCUGAAGCUUGGUUCUUUGAGGCCGACGGCUGGAGAUCGAAUUCCUUCGAGUUCUACUAAUUUCUAGUUUGCGACGUUCAUUCUCUUCUACAUUCUAAUCGUUCCGAGAGAGGUGAAAGCAGGUCUGCGAGCCGCGGUGACAGAAAAAAAGUUGAUAAAAAAAUAAAAAUAUAUGGGGCGAUCAUAUUGGCUCCUCCGAAACCGAUGGAUGAUGAUGGCAGCUGGGGUGUGGAUUAUGUGCUGCAGUGGGGGCUCAUACCUCUACGCAGACUACUCCGGCGCCAUCAAGGAUAACCUUCACUAUGACCAGGAGACGCUUGACACAGUCGCCUUCUUCAAAGAAUUGGGCGAGAACGUCGGUCUCCUCUCUGGUAUCCUCUACGACGUGUGGCCCUUGUGGGCUGUAUUUCUCCUCGGCGCUUGCCAAGUGAGUUCAGGCUAUCUCAAAGCAUACCUCUCUGUGUCAGGAGCCACAGCAUCUCCACAGCCGUGGGCAAUGUCACUCUACCUCGGCAUUGGCGCUAAUGGCCAAACAUUCUUCAUCACCGCCGUACUUGUCUCCCUCGUAAAGCGGUUCCCCAUGUCGCGUGGGAUGGUGAUUGGAGUCAUGAAGGGUCUCGUCGGGUUAAGCGCCGCUGUGUUGUCACAGUUUGCAAAGGCAAUUUACCCGCAACACUCCACCUCGGACUCCUCCAAGAUUAUCUUGUUUCUAGCUUGGUUUCCGGCGUCGAUCGUUGCGCUCUCCUACGUUUUCUUUUCGUUCCAGCCAACAGAGGAACGAGAUAAGGAUGGCAACUAUAUUGAUCCAGAAUGUGAGGAAGAUGAGCCGCUGUUCUUAUCAGUUAUUGCAGGUUCCAUGAUAUCUCUUGCUGCAUUCUUGCUGACCAUCAUCAUGCUGCAAAAUACAGUGCGGCCGUUUCCACAGUUGCUCAGCCUUGGCGUUUGCUUUGUGAUGCUUACACUCCUCCUAUUUCCGCUCGGAGUCGUCUAUAUCUCAAGGAUCAACACCAGCAGGUCACUAGGUAAUGGCAACACUUUUAAUGCCAUGGCGUCUCUCUUGCCUGCUCCAUAUGCAAACAAACCAUCCACAGUAAGUCCACCUUCGGUGCAUCGAUCGGAUGAUUCCUACGGCACAUUUUCUCGCCACAGUACUCCCAAUCUUGCGCGAGUUGACUCAUUUCAGCGCCAAUUUCCUGCUCGGGGCGAGGACCACACCGUUUGGCAAGCGCUUUGCAACCUCGAUUUUUGGCUUCUGGUGGCCAUAUCCAUGAUUGGACUCGGCACAGGCCUCACCGCAAUCGACAAUGUUGGCCAAGUGGGCUCAUCGCUGGGAUACUCAGAGGCCUCAAUCAAUUCCUUUGUUUCAAUGGUCUCAAUCUGGAAUUUUCUCGGUAGAUUAGGAGCAGGCGCGUUAUCGGAGUUUGCAUUGCACGAGAAAGGCCUUCCCCGAUCCCUGUUUAUCAUGUUGGCGCUUAUGGUUCUCGCGCUUGGUCACACAAUCUUAGCUGUCUCUUUCCCCGGUGCCUUGUACUUAGGCAUAGUGCUAAUUGGCUCGAGCUUCGGUGCUCAUUGGUCAUUGAUCCCCACCGCAACUUCGGAGCUCUUCGGGCUCAAACAUUUCGGCACACUGCUCAACGCGGUAACAAUGGCGAGCCCCCUGGGGUCGUACGUCAUGUCUGUCCACGUCGCUGGGUUCUUCUAUGAUGCAGAAUCACAGAAGCAACACCCAUCCAGACAAACCAGCAACUCCCUGAUUCGCAGAUCACUGCAAUUGCUGCGGCCGAUGAGAAGUCUAAUCGCUGACAAAGUCUCUCUACAGAACCAAAGUAACAUGUCCUGCACCGGCGCUGUAUGUUUUCGCCUGACGUUCUUCAUCAUGGCCGGGGCGUGUGGUCUGGGCUGCAUCUUGAGCGCGAUCCUAGUAGCAAGGACAAGGAAGUUUUACACGGAGGUUGUGUAUGAAACCUGCCAGUUGAGGAGGGCCUGCAGCGUGAGUAGGAGUCGUCAUAACGACACGGAACAGCCAUCCGACUCAACCGAGUCCGUUCCAUUCGCAUCAAACGUUACAACUUAGACUUAGCAUCCUUUUUCGCACUGCAACUCUUUUCCUGUUUUUGUCUUUUUGUUUACAGCAGAGGAAGUGGUACCUUCCAGAAUUCAACUGUCGGCUCCGAGUACAGCGAAACUUGAGAGGAUACAGUUAACGCUCACUUUUUCCAUAACUCGAAUCUUCCACACGCGCUGGUUGACGUCAAAUGGUGCAACUAGGGACCGAAGUGUUCGAUGCUUGCUUGGUUCGAUGGCAAAGCCGAUGCAGCGAUGCGCAGAAACAACCUCUUGGGGUGAUUGGGCGAGACCUGAACAAGAGUUUUGAGCACUCGGGGAGCGCGAAAUUGACUGGAGGUGAUCGUUGCGUAGAUGAUCACCUGCGACCGCGCCUUCGACAUGGACUGAGAAUCCGAAGCUUUUGUGAUUUCGUCGCAGAAUGAAUUGCUCCAGGUGCUCGUGCGGCGGCGGCAGCGGCCCAUCGUCGGUUGAACAAGCCAUGGCGAGAGUAUCUGUCGGUAGAGUCCAAAAAAAUCAACAUGACAUGUGCCUGCGGCACGAACGUGCCUCGUUUUGUCCGUCACGAUGGCUUCGACGAUGUGGAUAAAAUGUAGAUAUUGGUGGUAUCGAUCGUGAGGGCUACCAUGGUUUUGUUAUCUUGCUACGUGAAAUUUCAAUCAAAUUAAAAAUUAAUUGAAAAGGAUUUAUUUCGUUAAAAAACAUAGAACAUUCAGGUUGGAAAAAUUUGGAAUAACUAAAUCCAACUUUAAAGUGUCAUUAUUUAUUUAUGAAUUUUAUGUUGAUAAAUCUAUUUUAUUUUUAGUUUUA
Messenger RNA from Physcomitrium patens, 3477 nucleotides. RefSeq names its product protein NUCLEAR FUSION DEFECTIVE 4. The record is from RefSeq and is a predicted model, not a curated record. Gene Ontology annotation, cellular component: membrane. Lineage: Eukaryota; Viridiplantae; Streptophyta; Bryopsida; Funariales; Funariaceae.